GUGGUAUUUAACACCAAGCAGACUACACAGAGCAUACCCCUCAGUGCUGGCUACCUGUUGGAGGUGUUGCGCAACAGACGGACAUAUAACCCACAUCUGGUGGGAAUGCCCAACCAUACAACCCAUAUGGGCAAAUUUAGAGAGACUACUCCAGACCCUAAAGGUGGAGAAUAUUCCCAGAACGCCAGCCAUAUAUCUCUUUCUCCUAUUUCCCAAGGGUAUUACCAGGGCAGCCAGACAAAUAACGGCCAUGACACUACUAGCAGCCAGGAACCUAUUGGCCCAGGGGUGGAAACAGGAAACAUGUACUACAUUCAUUUAACUCAAAACCAAGGUCCACCAAUACUACUCGUAUGA
Molecule: messenger RNA, 357 nt
Organism: Pelobates cultripes (western spadefoot toad)
Lineage: Eukaryota; Metazoa; Chordata; Amphibia; Anura; Pelobatidae
Source: the annotation of a GenBank genome assembly